CCGGACCGGUGGCACGGUGCGCACAACUGGUAUCUAUAUAACCGCCAAGGCGCCAAUUGACCGAUUUGUAACGUUGAACUACUCGAAUACGUUAAUUCGGUGUCAAUUCGGCCAAUUCACACGGUAAAGACUAAAACGCGGUAAAAAAAACAAAACAAAACGAUCGUCAGAAUACAAAACGCACGUAUCAACGGCUGCACGGUAAGACCGGAGACGCGUUAUAGCCGAUCAGGCGAAUAAUAUUUACACUAUACACGCUGUCGCCGGUUUAAAAUACCCAGUUUUUGUCUACCUAUGCAGUUACUCUUGCACAAUGCCCCCGAAGAUAUUCAAAGAACAUGCCGAAUCGUUCCCGAUCCGCGACAUACCUACGGUGGUAGACGUAUUUCGCAGGGAACUGGACAAAAAAGAACCGGACCUGUUGCUACUUUCAUUGGUGGCUGGAGCUAUUGAGAAUACAAUGACUUGCGUUCGGCCGAGCAUCGAAGUUCCAGUAGCUGUAACGACUGAAGCUAACUUUGACAUUGAUCAGGUACCCUUGAGGCUGCCCGACGUUGAGUUACACAUCAUAGAAGCGCUUUACACAAAAUUCUGCUCUAUCAUCAAGGGCAGUGUAGACUUAUUAAAGUUUGACGAUAGUCUAGGACACGCUAGCCGUGAACUUGUCAAAAGAGUGUCUGAUGUCAUCUGGAACACUUUGACCAGAAGUUAUUAUAAAGAUAGAGCACACUUGCAAAGCAUGUAUAGUUAUUUAACAAGUAAGUAACACAUGUUGCCAAUAGUAAAAUAAUAAAUACACACAUCUAAACCUAAAUAAUGUAUAAUAUGUAUUAUAUUUGUUUAUAGGUUCAAAAUUGGACUGUUUUGGUGUUGCCUUUGCAGUAGUUGCUUCUUGUCAAAUACUUGGUUUUAAUGAUGUCCAUUUGGCCUUGUCUGAAGAUCAUGCGUGGGUUGUAUUUGGUCCAGAUGGUAGUGAAAAUGCAGAGGUUACAUGGCAUGGUAAUUUAUAUUUCUAAUAUCAUAUAGCUAUGUAAAUUUAUAUUGGACAAAAAUCUAUGAGUAUAUAUUCAUAAUAUUACAAAUUCUUAAUUAAUAGAUUUUAUUUUAGAAGUAAAAAAAAUAUUUGUAUUUAUUGUAUAAUUAAUACACACAACUUAAUUUAUGAUUGUAUAAUCAAUUACAUUUUUCACUAUAGGAAAGGGAAAUGAAGAUAAACGUGGACAAAAAAUUAAAGAUGCAGGACCUAGGCAUGGGUCAUGGCUUUAUGUUAAUGGCCAUCCAGUAAUUUGUAAUAGGCAUAUGGAAGUAUCUGCACUAGUUAGUUCAAUAAACCCAAGCAUUAACCAAUCUAGUGAUGCUUUGGAAGUUGCUACACUUCAAAAAAAUCUUUUGUGGCUUCUUUACGAUGAAGGACACCUGUCAAAAUUUCCCCUUGCUUUAGGUAGUUUAAUGCAUAUUUCAUUUAAUUUAUGUAAAACUAAAGUUAUAAACUAUUUUUGUUUAGGUAAUUUAGGCGAUUUAGAAGAGUUAAAUGCAACACCUGGUAGACCACCAUGUACAUCCUUGUUUGAAGAAGCUAUUUCAGCUGCACAGAUGUAUUACAAUGAUAUGUUUGUUUAUCCAUAUACAUAUCAGGGUGGAUAUUUUUAUAGACAUAACAUGAUAAAAGAUGCUUUUGCAAGUUGGGCUAAUGCAAGUCAAGUUAUAAGCAAGUAAGACUAAUUUAAAAAUGUACAUUGUUUACAAAUGAUUAAUUGGUGAAUUUAUUUUUUAAACAUCUGAAAUUUGUAUUUGAUUGUAGGUAUAGUUUUAGUAAAGAUGAUGAAGAACUAUAUAAAGAAAUGAUGGAUAUUGCUUAUGAAUUAAUUCCAUACUCAUUAAAAGAAAUGACAUGUGGCAAAAGUCGAUCAAUAUUGAAUAAUCCACAAUGUUACGCAUACGUAUUAUUAAUUUAUGAUGGUCUUUGUCUUUGGGAAGAAGAUGGAACUACACCAGUAUUACAUAUAAAGUGGGCAAAACAUUUUAUAAAUUCCAUAUCAAAGUUUGAUGAUAGUGUGAGAACAAGACUUAUAAUUUUAGAACCAAAAGUAAGACAAUUUUUACUUAUUUAUAUAUAUUACAAUUUUAUUAUUAUGUAAAAAAAGCUAAAUUAUCAUAAAAACAGAAUUGUAUAAUGUAGUUUUAUUGCAUAUGUAGGUAUUUUCAUAAAAAUAUUUUAUAUAUAAUUUAUUUUAAAUUUUAUUAAACCUAUUGAUUUUAGGAUUCAGAAAAUGAUGGUACUUUAAAUCAAGACUAUCACGACAAAAAUAUGAAUAAUAAUAAUCGUCCAAUGACCAAAAAAAUGUUAAACGCUUUACCUGGCAUUGAUGAAGGGACUAAAUCAGAACUUCAUCCUGAAAUUGAAGCAUUAACUGCUGCUUGUAGUGAACGUAUAUUAAAUCGAGAAUUCUUAUUACAAGGUGGUGGGGAACCAUUUGUAGGUAAUUCUGAUUCAUUACCUACUCCUGUUACUCCACCACAAGCACCUGUUGCAGAAACUAUAUUGAAUCAUGAUGAACCUGAAACUAAAAUCAUGUUAAAAAGUAAAAAGAUGAGGAGUAUGAAAGAUUUACUAAUAGCGAAAAAAUUAAAUACGCAAGCAAUCAGUUUGCAAAUAAGUGCACAAUCUCAAGGAGGAAAACGCCAUGCCCCUAGAGAUAAUACAGAACCAGUAUCGAGGCGAAGUAGAAGAAGUAAUAACUAAUUACAUGUAUAUUGCAUAUAUACUUUAAAUGUAAGUGCAAUUUUUUCUUUAAAAAUAAUUUAUAUGUUAUUUCUUAUUGAAAGACUAUCAUUGUGUUACUUAUAUUUUAAAAGUUAAUAAUUAGUUUAAAUUUCUAGCUAUAAUAUUAUAUAAAAGUAAAUUCAUGACAAAAUAAAUAGGUAUGUCAACACAAAUCAAUCCAAUUACAUCCAAUCGGUACAUAUCUCUACUUUUCACAGUAUAGCACAUAUGUAGUAUGCGAAUAAAUGUUUUAUAAUAUUAGGUUAUAACAACCAAUGAAAAGUGGAAAACUGAUAUCAGCCAUUUAUAAUGUCAUGAGUACACAAUUCUUUUAGAAUCUCUUAUUUAAGACGCUUAAUAUUUAAAUAAAUGUAGGGUUUUACCUUUUUUGUAUAAAAUAAUUGGUAUCAAUAAUUAUAUAGUUAUUAUUAUUAUGAUUAUUUGUUACUAUUGAAGUGGUUAGUUGAUAAAAUUGUUGAAUUCAACAAAGUGAUUAAUUAGCGUUACCAUUUAAAACAAAUUUAUAUACUUGAUAUUUAUCUUGAAACUAAUAGUAUCCUACAUGUUUGUAGUUUAAAAUCAUUUUU
Cinara cedri is the source of this 3351-nucleotide messenger RNA. Lineage: Eukaryota; Metazoa; Arthropoda; Insecta; Hemiptera; Aphididae. The record is from the annotation of a GenBank genome assembly.